This is a messenger RNA of Lutra lutra (Eurasian river otter), 4268 nucleotides long. RefSeq names its product synaptotagmin like 3 (gene SYTL3). The record is from RefSeq and is a predicted model, not a curated record. Gene Ontology annotation, cellular component: exocytic vesicle; plasma membrane. NCBI's taxonomy places the organism in Eukaryota, Metazoa, Chordata, Mammalia, Carnivora, Mustelidae. Gene Ontology annotation, biological process: exocytosis; intracellular protein transport. The transcript is spliced from 17 exons. Gene Ontology annotation, molecular function: small GTPase binding; neurexin family protein binding. Bases 862 to 2691 code for a protein of 609 amino acids.
CCCGGGGCGGGCCCCGAGGGUGCACCGCUCCGCUCCCCGGCCUGACAGGAAGGAAAGAGAAAUGCGUCAGUUGUUCCAACGUGAAGAAAAGUUGACUUCCUUCUCUCCAGGACGGGCGCCCCUGUCUCUUCUCUCGAAGCAGAUGCCAAGAGACUCCGAGCCUCGGGGAAGUAAGAUCUGCAAUUCCAUCUGUUCAUCCAGAAACCGGGGGCCGAAGAGGAUCAAGACUUUGCACCCAUCACACAGGGAUUUCCAGCCAGUCUGGGCUAGAGCCCAGAGUCCUUGUUGCCCGGUCAUUUUGCCACCUUCUGGAUGGGAAGCCUUCGGAGGGCAGGCGCUGGCAUCCAGCGGCCUGGGCUUUUAAUGACCAUUACUCCUGACCGGAAGGCACUGGAGGGGAAGAGUAGCUUCUGAAUGUCCUCGAUUCUCUUCUAACUGCCAGUUCUGAGUUCCCUCAGAUUGGGGCUCACUUCUGCUUUUGCAGAAAUUAUCUGCUUGGAGCCGUGCCUGAUUUAUAGCAAUCUCUGGCAAGACCUCAAACCAGAGAUAUGCUUUUGGCUUAGACGGACACCGCAGGCAGCGGCAGGGCUCCGUGGAAAGGCUCCCCGGGGGGCAUGAGGCUCUGGGAGCCCUCGAGUCGAGCUGGGGGGCGGCCUCUUGGGGCUUUCUUCUCCCAAGGAGUGUGACGCAGUCAAAAAGGAAAAAAAAAAAAAAAAAAAGGCCAAACAGCUGCUGAUGAAAUAGGAGAAGGCGCACUUUGAAGCACGUGGGGCUGUUCCAGGGCACUCUGAGCUCACACACAGCCCAGGGGCGCUCGGUCAUGGAGUGACCCUAGGCUCAGGUCUUCGCACCAGAGAAGGCAUGGCCGGGGAAGUCAGCCUGAAUUUCCUCCAGGAGCUGGAACGCGAGGUCAUCCUCCAGGUCCUGUACCGAGACCAGGCGGUCCAGAGCCUCGAGGAGGAGAGGAUCCGGAAACUGAAGACGCACUUGCAGCACCUCCGGUGGAAAGGAACACAGGGCGUGAGCCAGGAGCACAGAGAGAAGUCAUGCGCCCGCUGUCAGAGCGAGCUGGGGUUUCUGCUGAACCGGGGGGCCGUGUGCAAGGGCUGCAGCCACCGCGUGUGCUCGGAGUGCCGAGUAUUCCUGAGGAAGACCAGCGCCUGGAAGUGCACCGUGUGCUUUGAGGACAGAAAUGUGAAAAUAAAAACUGGAGAAUGGUUCUUUGAGGAGCGAGCCAAGAAAUUUCCAACUGAAAGCAAACACGGGACAGCCGGAGCAAAGCUCUUACAAUCUUAUCAGGAGCUGAGCAAGAUUUCUGUGGUUCCUCCGACCCCACCUCCUCUGAGCGAAAGCCAGUGCAGUAGCAGCUCUCAGAGGUUACAGGAACUUGGUCAGUUUAAAGGAUUUAAUAAAUCCGUGGAAAAUUUGUUUCUGUCUGUUACCACCCACAUGAAAAAGCUUUCCAAGUCCCAGAAUGACAUGACCUCUGACAAGCAACUCCUGGCCACGGGUCCCAGGCAGUGUGCUAGCCGAACGGAGAGGAGGAGCCUGUCUGACACUGCCAUCAACGUCACCACCAGGAAGGCGAGCGCGCCGGAUAUUCUUAAACCUCUCAACCAAGAGAGUCCCAAACACCUUCCUAAUCCUGUUCCGAAGCCGGAGAAUCUCUCAUCCAGGCCGACGCCCAGCGCUUUAUUCUCUGGAGGCUUGAGACACGCAAGUCUAACUAGCAUUAACAGCGCUUGCACGGAGAUGGGCAAUUUUGACAAUGCUAGUGUCACUGGAGAAAUAGAGUUUGCCAUUCGCUAUUGCUUCAAAACUUGUUCUUUAGAAAUAUGCAUCAAGGCCUGUAAGAAUCUUGCCUAUGGAGAGGAAAAGAAGAAAAAGUGCAAUCCGUACGUCAAGACCUAUCUGCUGCCUGACAGAUCCUCCCAAGGAAAGCGUAAGACUGGAGUCCAGAAGAACACGGUGGACCCAACCUUCCAGGAGACCUUGAAGUACCAGGUGGAGCCCCGGCAGCUGGCGACCCGGAGGCUGCAGGUCUCUGUGUGGCACUUGGGCACACUCGCCCGGAGGGUGUUUCUUGGAGAGGUGACCAUCCCUCUGGCCACAUGGGACUUCAAAGACAGCGCAACACAGUGUUUCUGCUGGUAUCCACUGAGGGCCCAGGCAGAGAAACUCGAAGACAGCUUUCUUCCCAAUAAUGGAGAACUUGCAGUCCGGGCCAAACUGGUCUUCCCUACGGGGCCCAGAAAGCUCCAGGAGACCCAAGAAGGGACAGAUGGGCCAUCCCCUAACGGUCAGCUUUGUUUGGUCGUGCUGGGAGCCAAGAAUUUGCCGGUGCGGUCAGAUGGCACCCUAAACUCAUUUGUUAAGGGCUGUCUCACUCUGCCAGACCAACAGAAACUGAAACUGAAGUCCCCAGUCGCAAAGAAGCAAGCUUGUCCCCAGUGGAAGCACUCCUUCGUGUUCAAUGGUGUGAGCCCUUCCCAGCUGAGACAGUCAAGCCUGGAAUUAACCGUCUGGGACCAGGCCGUCUUUGGUGUGAACGACCGCUUGCUGGGAGAAGCCAGGCUCAGUUCUGAGGAAGACGUAGCCGGUGAGGACUCAUGCUCACAGUCAGCGCAUCAGUGGCAGAAAGUUCUGGAAAGCCCCAAUCUGUGGACAGACAUGACACUCACCCUGCACUGAAGCCAGGGUUCCAGUCUGUGGUGAGAAGUUCAAGGGCCACGGGCCUGAAGGUUAGCUGAGGACGUGGGCCUGGACACUUGCUGCCUGCAGCUCUGUCACGGAGCCCAAACGUUCUUCCAUGUCCCUCUGUAUUUAGAGCAAACAGAGCACUUGUUCUAUAAAUAUGUCUCCGUUUGUUUUUCUGUGCUUUGACACACGUGGAAAAGGGCCAGAUUUCAAUAAAUGUUCGUUAUCUCGGUCCCCCAGUUCGUAUCAAACUGAAAAUUACGGCCUUGUUAUAUGCACUGGAAGGAGAACUAGAGGAGCCUGGCGGGUAUAUCUGGUCCCUCCUGUUCCACACUGUGGAGGGACUCCAUUCAAGGUGGUCAGCGCCUAGGUCCAGGGAGAGCCCGCAGGAGGGCCCCCCCCCCCACCUCGCCCCAACACGCACAAGGACACACCCACUGCCACCUCUUGCCUUGCACAGCUUUUAUUUCUCUAGUCGGUGGUGCGGGGCUCAUCUGCGCACGGCUCUUAGCUGAAAAGGAAAAGGACAGCCGAGCAUGAAAGGAGCCAGUGGCAAGAGCGCUCUGACAUUCUGACAGGUUUUCAAGGAUGUGGCAGAGAACUGGCGAGGUGAGAACAGGUUCUUCUUGUGGUAACAGGGACAAUACCAGGUGGGAAGAGUCCCUUCCUAGCUGGAGUCUGGAUGAGCCAAACAGCAUGUGUCUCUUUUGCAAACAAGCUCGGAUAGAAAACCGACAUGUGCACAGUUACAAGCACAAGGAACAAAGUAAGAAAAAACAAUCAUUUUUACAGAUGUGAUUACAGCAGUUAUCUACCUCCUUCCUGCCCUCACGUCAGAUCAAGUGCCAUGGUUACAUGGUUUUUAAUACGUAAUUCUUUUAUUCUGUAAAAGAUAACAAAAUAUACAGAAUGAAACUUUCCCUUUUUUAAACUAAUGUUACAAACCCAUAUUGUCACUCAUAUAUAAAUACUAUUCUCUACAGCUGAUCAUUAAUUAGGUGUGAGUCCAACAAGUAGCCCUCUGUAAAGCAAAAACAAAACCCAAGUUUCUCCAAGGCUGGAGUGUCCUCCCUGUACUAUCAUCCCAAACUGAAGGAGCAAAGAAAAAUCACUGUGUGCAUGUGUGUGUGAAUGCUUUAGAUGGUUUUCAAAAUAAUUUCCACCUCUCAAAACAAAAAUAUACAAUGAUGGAUCCUUCAUGUAAAUUAAAAAAUCAAUCUGAGCUCAUUUUAAAUGCAGAAGACGGUAUGGCACGGACUCUAAGCCACCACGUGGUUUUAAUUACACCGAACCUUGUCUCACACACCACAGCAGGGAGUUUGUUACUCACACUUUACAGGCAUCUUUCCUUAAUUCAGUCAGUCCCGCUGCAAACACGGAACAGGAAGUGAUUCAACAACAGCGGUAAUAGAAUCAGGCCUGUUUGGCACUAUGAUACAACGGGGAAAAAUAAACCAGGGAAGUGUCCACUGACCCCAGCCUUAGAAUAUUCCCACUGAAGUAACUACUCUCUUUUUAAAGGAACUGGAAUACGAUGAGGGGACGGGGGGGUCCUAGAUUCAAAGCACUAC